Dermochelys coriacea (leatherback sea turtle) is the source of this 660-nucleotide messenger RNA. RefSeq names its product olfactory receptor 52K2-like. Gene Ontology annotation, molecular function: olfactory receptor activity. Gene Ontology annotation, cellular component: membrane. The record is from RefSeq and is a predicted model, not a curated record. NCBI's taxonomy places the organism in Eukaryota, Metazoa, Chordata, Testudines, Dermochelyidae. Gene Ontology annotation, biological process: G protein-coupled receptor signaling pathway. Bases 1 to 660 code for a protein of 219 amino acids. The transcript has 2 exons.
AUGAACCACCUCAUGGCAGUUUCCAACGUCACACACAUUGAUCCUUCAGCAUUCUUUCUAAUGGGCAUCCCUGACCUGGAAGCUGCUUACGUCUGGAUUUCCAACCCUUUCUCUGUUUUCAAAAUUAUGGGCCUGUUGGGAAAUUUCACGCUUCUCUAUGUUAGAGACAAGGAGCAGACUCUGCCCAAGCCGAUGUAUCUGCUGCUCUCCAUGCUGGCACUCACACAAAUCGGCACAUCUACUUCCGUCGUGCCAAAGUACUGUGACCACAUGGCUGUGGCAAAGAUGUCGUGUGGGGACAUCACAGUCAACAGGAUGUAUGGUUUGGUAAUAGCAUUUGUAAUCAUCAUGUUAGACCUGACACUUAUUGUCCUGUCCUAUGGUCUGUUCAUCAGGCCUGUCCUCAGAGUAUCCUCCAAGAAAGCCCAUCAGAAAUCUUUCAGCACUUGCACAGCCCACAUCGGUGUGAUGAAGAUGUCUUAUCGGUCCCUCCUCUUCUCCACUGUGACAUACCAGUUUGGUCAGGGAAUUGCUCCCCAUGUUCACAUCAUCUUGACCAAACUAUAUUACCUCCUCCUCCCCAUGUUCAAUCCUAUCAUUUAUGGGGACAAAACCUUAGAGUUUCAUGAGAAAUUGCAGAAGUACACUUGCAGAAUGUGA